Messenger RNA from Coregonus sp. 'balchen', 3625 nucleotides. The record is from the annotation of a GenBank genome assembly. NCBI's taxonomy places the organism in Eukaryota, Metazoa, Chordata, Actinopteri, Salmoniformes, Salmonidae.
GCUUCCCUACUGCAGUUUGUUUCUAUUGCCCUGCCACUCAUAGGGCUUUCCCUACUGCAGUUUGUUUCUAUUGCCCUGCCACUCAUAGGGCUUUCCCUACUACAGUUUGUUUCUAUUGCCCUGCAACUCAUAGGGCUUUCCCUACUGCAGUUUGUUUAUAUUGCCCUGCCACUCAUAGGGCUUCCCCUACUGCAGUUUGUUUCUAUUGCCCUGCCCCUCAUAGGGCUUUCCCUACUGCAGUUUGCUUCUACUAUUGCCCUGCCACUCAUAGGGCUUUCCCUACUGCAGUAUGUUUAUAUUGCCCUGCCACUCAUAGGGCUUUCCCUACUACAGUUUGUUUCUAUUGCCCUGCCACUCAUAGGGCUUUCCCUACUGCAGUUUGUUUCUAUUGCCCUGCCACUCAUAGGGCUUUCCCUACUGCAGUUUGUUUAUAUUGCCCUGUCACUCAUAGGGCUUUCCCUACUGCAGUUUGUUUCUAUUGCCCUGCCACUCAUAGGGCUUUCCCUACUGCAGUUUGUUUCUAUUGCCCUGCCACUCAUAGGGCUUUCCCUACUGGAGUUUGUUUCUAUUGCCCUGCCACUCAUAGGGCUUUCCCUACUGCAGUUUGUUUCUAUUGCCCUGCCACUCAUAGGGCUUUCCCUACUGCAGUUUGUUUCUAAUGCCCUGCCACUCAUAGGGCUUUCCCUACUGCAGUUUGUUUCUAUUGCCCUGCCACUCAUCAUAGGGCUUUCCCUACUGCAGUUUGUUUCUAUUGCCCUGCCACUCAUCAUAGGGCUUUCCAUACUGCAGUUUGUUUAUAUUGCCCUGCCACUCAUCAUAGGGCUUGCCCUACUGCAGUUUGUUUCUAUUGCCCUGCCACUCAUCAUAGGGCUUCCCCUACUGCAGUUUGUUUCUAUUAUCCUGCCACUCAUAGGGCUUUCCCUACUGCAGUUUGUUUCUAUUGCCCUGCCACUCAUAGGGCUUUCCCUACUGCAGUUUGUUUCUAUUGCCCUGCCACUCAUCAUAGGGCUUUCCCUACUGCAGUUUGUUUCUAUUGCCCUGCCACUCAUAGGGCUUUCUCUACUGCAGUUUGUUUAUAUUGCCCUGUCACUCACAGGGCUUUCCCUACUGCAGUUUGUUUCUAUUGCCCUGCCACUCAUAGGGCUUUCCCUACUGCAGUUUGUUUCUAUUGCCCUGCCACUCAUCAUAGGGCUUUCCCUACUGCAGUUUGUUUCUAUUGCCCUGCCACUCAUAGGGCUUUCUCUACUGCAGUUUGUUUAUAUUGCCCUGUCACUCACAGGGCUUUCCCUACUGCAGUUUGUUUCUAUUGCCCUGCCACUCAUAGGGCUUUCCCUACUGCAGUUUGUUUCUAUUGCCCUGCCACUCAUAGGGCUUCCCUACUGCAGUUUGUUUCUAUUGCCCUGCAACUCAUAGGUUUUUCCCUACUGCAGUUUGUUUCUAUUGCCCUGCCACUCAUAGGGCUUUCCCUACUACAGUUUGUUUCUAUUGCCCUGCAACUCAUAGGGCUUUCCCUACUGCAGUUUGUUUAUAUUGCCCUGCCACUCAUAGGGCUUUCCCUACUGCAGUUUGUUUCUAUUGCCCUGCCACUCAUAGGGCUUUCCCUACUGCAGUUUGCUUCUAUUGCCCUGCCACUAAUAGGGCUUUCCCUACUGCAGUUUGUUUCUAUUGCCCUGCCACUCAUAGGGCUUUCCCUACUACUGUUUGUUUCUAUUGCCCUGCCACUCAUAGGGCUUUCCCUACUGCAGUAUGUUUCUAUUGCCCUGCCACUCAUAGGGCUUUCCCUAUUGCAGUUUGUUUAUAUUGCACUGUCACUCAUAGGGCUUUCCCUACUGCAGUUUGUUUCUAUUGCCCUGCCACUCAUAGGGCUUUCCAUACUGCAGUUUGUUUCUAUUGCCCUGCCACUCAUAGGGCUUUCCCUACUGCAGUUUGUUUAUAUUGCCCUGCCACUCAUAGGGCUUUCCCUACUGCAGAUUGUUUCUAUUGCCCUUCCACUCAUAGGGCUUUCCAUACCUACUGCUGUUUGUUUCUAUUGCCCUGCCACUCAUAGGGCUUUCCCUACUGCAGUUUGUUUCUAGUGCCCUGCCACUCAUCAUAGGGCUUUCCCUACUGCAGUUUGUUUCUAUUGCCCUGCCAUUCAUCAUUGGGCUUUCCCUACUGCAGUUUGUUUCUAUUGCCCUGCCACUCAUAGGGCUUUCCCUACUGUAGUUUGUUUCUAUUGCCCUGCCACUCAUAGGGCUUUCCCUACUGCAGUUUGUUUCUAUUGCCCUGCCACUCAUAGGGCUUUCCCUACUACUGUUUGUUUCUAUUGCCCUGCCACUCAUAGGGCUUUCCCUACUGCAGUAUGUUUCUAUUGCCCUGCCACUCAUAGGGCUUUCCCUACUGCAGUUUGUUUAUAUUGCACUGUAACUCAAUAGGCUUUCCCUACUGCAGUUUGUUUCUAUUGCCCUGCCACUCAUAGGGCUUUCCAUACUGCAGUUUGUUUCUAUUGCCCUGCCACUCAUAGGGCUUUCCCUACUGCAGUUUGUUUAUAUUGCCCUGCCACUCAUAGGGCUUUCCCUACUGCAGAUUGUUUCUAUUGCCCUUCCACUCAUAGGGCUUUCCCUACCUACUGCAGUUUGUUUCUAUUGCCCUGCCACUCAUCAUAGGGCUUUCCAUACUGCAGUUUGUUUCUAGUGCCCUGCCACUCAUCAUAGGGCUUUCCAUACUGCAGUUUGUUUCUAUUGCCCUGCCACUCAUCAUAGGGCUUUCCCUACUGCAGUUUGUUUCUAUUGCCCUGCCAUUCAUCAUUGGGCUUUCCCUACUGCAGUUUGUUUCUAUUGCCCUGCCACUCAUAGGGCUUUCCCUACUGUAGUUUGUUUCUAUUGUCUUGCCACUCAUAGGGCUUUCCCUACUGCAGUUUGUUUCUAUUGCCCUGCCACUCAUAGGGCUUUCCCUACUGCAGUUUGCUUCUAUUGCCCUGCCACUCAUAGGGCUUUCCCUACUGCAGUUUGUUUCUAUUGCCCUGCCACUCAUAGGGCUUUCCCUACUACAGUUUGUUUCUAUUGCCCUGCCACUCAUAGGGUUUUCCCUACUGCAGUUUGUUUCUAUUGCCCUGCCACUCAUAGGGCUUUCCCUACUGCAGUUUGUUUCUAUUGCCCUGCCACUCAUAGGGCUUUCCCUACUGCAGUUUGUUUCUAUUGCCCUGCCACUCAUAGGGCUUUCCCUACUGCAGUUUGUUUCUAUUGCCCUGCCACUCAUAAGGCUUUCCCUACUGCAGUUUGUUUCUAUUGCCCUGCCACUCAUAGGGCUUUCCCUACUGCAGUUUGUUUCUAUUGCCCUGCCACUCAUAGGGCUUUCCCUACUGCAGUAUGUUUCUAUUGCCCUGCUACUCAUAUGGCUUUCCCUAAUGCAGUUUGUUUCUAUUGCCCUGCCACUCAUCAUAUGGCUUUCCCUACUGCAGUUUGUUUCUAUUGCCCUGCCACUCAUCAUAGGGCUUUCCAUACUGCAGUUUGUUUAUAUUGCCCUGCCACUCAUCAUAGGGCUUUCCCUACUGCAGUUUGUUUCUAUUGCCCUGCCAUUCAUCAUAGGGCUUUCCCUACUGCAGUUUGUUUCUAUUGCCCUGCCACUCAUAGGGCUUUCCCUACUG